Molecule: messenger RNA, 1387 nt
Organism: Cucurbita pepo subsp. pepo (vegetable marrow)
Lineage: Eukaryota; Viridiplantae; Streptophyta; Magnoliopsida; Cucurbitales; Cucurbitaceae
Source: RefSeq, a predicted model, not a curated record
ACUCCCUCUCUGCUCUCUCUCCAAUUCCAUGGAGUUUGAUCUCGAAAACCCAUUAACCCAUCUCCAAGAUCUCCACUCCUCCGACGCCCCUUCUCUCUUCCUCAUCGAAUCCGAUCACAUGCUCUCUCAAUCUUACCUUCACUCUCUACAAGCUUCUCCGUCUGAUUUCGCCGUCCGACGAGACACCAUUUCUUUAAUCUCACACUGCUCCUCCAACUCCAACAUCGACCCUCACUUCUCUUACCUCGCCGUCAACUAUCUCGACCGCUUCUUCUCCAUUCAGGGAGUUCCGCAACCGAAGCCAUGGGUCUUGCGGCUUCUCGCCGUUGCUUGUGUUUCUCUGGCUGCGAAAAUGAAGCAAACAGACCACAAUCUCUUCGAUUUUAUGGAACAGAGCAAUGAGGGAUUCAUAUUUGAUCCUCAAACACUCCACAGAAUGGAAGUUCUCAUCUUGGGUGCUCUUAAAUGGCGAAUGCGCUCAAUCACUCCUUUCUCUUUCAUCCCCUUCUUCAUUUCCCUCUUCAAACUCAGAGACCCACCAUUCUUGCAAGCCCUCAAAGCCAGAGCUACAGAGAUCAUCUUCAUAGCUCAAAAUGGGAUUGAGGUUUUGGAGUUCAAGCCAUCAGUAAUUGCAGCAGCAGCUCUGCUUUCAGCCUCGCACGAGCUCUUCCCAAUUCAAUAUCCUUGCUUUAGAAAAGCAAUCCUUGAGUGUUCAUAUGGAAAUACAGAGGAAAUGUUGGUGAAAUGCUUCGAGAGAGUGCAGGAGAUAGUGAUAAAUGGGUACGAAAGGGGAUUGGAAAUGGAAGAGAGGUCAGACACGGAGGCCAAUGUGCUCGACCACCAUUUUUCGAGCUCUGAAAGUGAAAAUACGUUCAUGCCGGGCAGAGGCUCCUCCAGCCUGAUGAACAGAGCAGAUAAGGGUGGAAAGAAGAGAAAAGUAAUGGUUGGGUACUGCAAGAAUCAGACGGUGCGGAUGUCUCAGAUCCAGCAAUGUUGAUGAGAUGAGGAAGACUGAAAGUGACAGUUGAGUGGCCUGACUCGUCAGAGGGGCGAGGAGAAAGAAGAGGGGAUUUGUAUGUAUGUAAGCAAUGGAGGGAUUCUGGUAAGGGAGAAAAAACAGGGGAAGGGGAAAAGAGGGAAUUUUUGUUCCUUUUUGCUGGGAUUUUGGGACCAAAACAAAGACAAAACAGAGCUUUGAAGUUAGAAGUGGAGCUGGGGUGUUUGGAUUUGGAUUUUGUGUUUUUGUGUUUUUGUGUUUUUUUUUUUUUUUUUGGUUUUAGUAUGGCUUGGCUUUCAAGUUAAAAGGUCAAGUUGGUAAUUUUACUUACAUCUCCUUCUCGAGCUCCGGUAGUAUAUACUAAUCCAAAAUAAAGAGCUUUGAACCGUA